UGGGAUCGCUCCAGAGGCUUGCUGUUGCUAUACACUCAGGCGAACACAACUUUUAUUUGUUAGCGUUUGUUCGUUAAACCUGCAGUUUUAUGAAAAUGUAGACUAUUUGAACUAAGACGCCCCAUCCUUUUGUUUCGAUUUCCUUUAGGGGGGUUCAAGCCUUUAUUCGGGGAGUCUGCUUUCCCCAGAUCCACCUCAAUUCGUACUGUGCAAUUUUCUUAAUCUACUCAUUCAUAUAAACAAUUCGAGUGUCACAUGAAGGCGGGGCUCCCUGUAACUCAAUAGUGACGUGAUGAGGCUUGUCUUGGUUAAACCUACCAAUGAAACAGGCCUUCUUGACUCCACCGGGGCUACGCGCAGCGAAAGGGUGCCGGAUCAUUGCAACGCAAAGCGGCACUCCGCCGCAGGUGAGGCGGGGAUGCAGCAUCGCUACUCGGGAGCCGUCCAUCAGCACCACCACCAUCAACAACAACCCACGGAGCAUAGGGGUGGCCCUGGUCAGACCGCGCACCCCUUGCCAAAACAGAGCCAAGAGAACCUUCCCAGCCCUUUCAGUCAGGAAACACCGGUCAAAAGCCAAGGGAUCAACCCAAGUCUCGCAGACCGUUCCAAACCCCCCCUAAGUCGGCAGCAGAGUGUUGGAGGGGCUGCCAAAACUGCGAAUUGCCAACAAGAUCAUUGUUCGUGCAGCUGCGUAUUGCAAGAGCAUCAACAGCUGUUGCAGCAGCAGCAGCAGCAUCACAAUCCUCCACCUUCCCUCCAGCUACAGGUUCAGCAGCAGCGCCUGCUUAGGAGCAGCCUGCCCAACUGCUGCGUGAGGGGAUCCGGGGAGCUGAGAAGCCAGCAGUCAGCUUUGCUGCAGCAGCACCGUGACAACGACAGCUUGAGAUCAGGCGAGCAGCGGAAUCUAGCUCAUCACGGCCGUGCGUGGACGCCUGAUAGAUGCCAGGGAGCCAGGAACUCCGUUUCGCCGCGGAGUAAAAGCAGCCCGCUGUCAUCUGACAGUCGCCUGUGGUUCGAGGAGAAUAAACACAGACACGAAGGCUAUAAGGUGAAUGCGGAUGCCAACAGGCUGAGCCAUGCUGGAUCGCGGCCUUCCCUGUCCCACGGCGGCCCACAGUAUCCUCAGAUAGCCAUGAACAGCUGCAAGUACAAUGGAGGCAUAGUCAGACCACUCAGCAGUCUGGGGGCGUCCCGGAGGAACCUAGCAGAGCUGGACUCUGAGACACAGCCUUUGCAGACCCUACACUCUUCCGGCCUUGAGGUGGUGGUCUCCAAAGGGAACGGGGAAGACCCUAGUAAGCAGUCCACUGAGAACCUUGUGAGGCAAAGACCAUGCAGCGCUCCGCAUAAGAAGAACAAGGACAUUGGCCAUAAGCUCGGGCACCGGAGGGUGCUGUUCGAAAAACGCAAGCGCCUUAGCGACUACGCCCUGAUUUUUGGAAUGUUUGGGAUUGUUGUCAUGGUGACGGAGACCGAACUCUCCUGGGGAGUUUAUACAAAGGAAUCCUCAUAUUCAUUUGCACUGAAAUGCCUUAUUAGCCUCUCUACUGUAAUUCUGCUCUGUCUGAUCAUUCUGUACCAUGCACGAGAGAUUCAGCUCUUCAUGGUUGACAAUGGAGCUGAUGACUGGCGGAUAGCCAUGACAUACGAACGUAUCUUCUUCAUCGUUUUGGAGCUGCUGGUGUGCGCCAUCCACCCCAUUCCAGGUCAGUACGUCUUCACCUGGACCGCCCGCCUGGCCUUCACCUACACCCCGUCUGUGGCGGAUGCAGACGUGGAUAUCAUCCUCUCUAUCCCCAUGUUCCUGCGGCUGUAUCUGAUUGGCCGGGUCAUGCUCCUGCACAGUAAGCUCUUUACGGACGCCUCAUCACGCAGUAUCGGAGCCCUCAAUAAGAUCAACUUUAACACACGCUUUGUCAUGAAGACUUUGAUGACUAUCUGCCCAGGCACGGUCCUGCUGGUUUUCAGCAUAUCAUCAUGGAUCAUUGCUGCUUGGACAGUGCACGUCUGUGAGAGAUAUCAUGAUAAAGUGGAAGUCACCAGUAACUUCUUGGGAGCCAUGUGGCUGAUCUCCAUAACCUUCCUGUCUAUUGGUUAUGGAGACAUGGUGCCCAACACAUACUGUGGGAAGGGAGUGUGUCUUCUUACUGGGAUCAUGGGGGCCGGUUGCACUGCCCUAGUGGUGGCUGUCGUGGCCAGGAAGCUAGAGCUCACCAAGGCUGAAAAGCACGUCCAUAACUUUAUGAUGGACACUCAACUCUGCAAAAGAGUGAAAAACACGGCUGCUAAUGUACUCAGGGAAACAUGGCUAAUCUACAAACAUACAAAGCUUGUGAAGAAGAUUGACCAUGCCAGGGUCAGGAAACAUCAGCGCAAGUUUCUGCAGGCCAUUCACCAGUACGUAUAUUUGCAACAUCUGUAA
Messenger RNA from Carassius auratus (goldfish), 2425 nucleotides. RefSeq names its product small conductance calcium-activated potassium channel protein 1-like. Gene Ontology annotation, cellular component: membrane. Gene Ontology annotation, biological process: potassium ion transport. Gene Ontology annotation, molecular function: small conductance calcium-activated potassium channel activity; calmodulin binding. The record is from RefSeq and is a predicted model, not a curated record. The coding region runs from base 293 to 2425 and encodes 710 amino acids. The transcript has 7 exons. NCBI's taxonomy places the organism in Eukaryota, Metazoa, Chordata, Actinopteri, Cypriniformes, Cyprinidae.